This is a messenger RNA of Magallana angulata, 1204 nucleotides long. RefSeq names its product plancitoxin-1-like. The transcript has 8 exons. The record is from RefSeq and is a predicted model, not a curated record. Gene Ontology annotation, molecular function: deoxyribonuclease II activity. Gene Ontology annotation, biological process: apoptotic DNA fragmentation. NCBI's taxonomy places the organism in Eukaryota, Metazoa, Mollusca, Bivalvia, Ostreida, Ostreidae. The coding region runs from base 64 to 1110 and encodes 348 amino acids.
UCCAAUUAGAUUAUACUCGGCGUUCUGUAGUUGUGUUCAUCACAUGUUGUCAACAUUCCAAUAAUGACCAUGCUCUGCUUUGGCUGGUCUGUCUUGUGUACCGGGGUUCUGGUGAGUCUUGUGGUGGACCGUGGGGAGGCAUACACCAAUGGAAUAGGGUGUCUGAACCCCGAAAACAAGCCGGUGGACUGGUUUCUGGUGUACAAAACUCCCCAGGAUUCUCAGGAUAAAAAUGAGUUUAUUGCAAAGGGCGUGGGGUUUUAUUACAUGGACUCCCGUCAACAAGCGCUGACCCUGUCACCCACCCCCAUCAACGGGAAAGACCACGCCCUGUACAACACACUACAACAGAUAUAUCUCAAUUAUUUUGUUGUCGAGUAUGGCAUGUACAACGAUGAACCGCCAGAUAUAUUCAACAAAGAUUGGAACGGAAACGUUACCUCCGGUAUUUCUAAAGGGGUGUACGCCUUUGACAAACUGACCGGGUUCUGGUUGAUAACCAGCAUCCCGAAGUUUCCCCCACCCAAGAGCAAGGGCUACGCCUUUAACAUGGCGGCCGUGCAGGACGGUCACAUGGCGCUCUGCCUGACCUUGAACUCCGACCGCGUGAUUGACCUACAUAAGAUUUUCCAAAUCACUCAGCCACACCUCUAUGAUGGUAAAGGAAAUAAUGAACAACUAGCGAGACAGCCACUCUCGAAUACUACUUUGGAAAUCAACAUGUAUACACACCACAACGUAGAACUGAAGUGUUUGGCAAAAGGAACGUCAUAUGGAAAGGAUCUGUACACAUCCAUGGUUGCCCCGAGUCUACGGAUGGGUCUCCUUGUCCAGACCUACCGAUCAGAGGGCGGGUCCCCCUCCCAGUGCUCCCCGUAUCAGGUACUCAACAUCUCCAAGGUCAAAUUCCCCGACAUUGCCGUAUACCCCUCGCUGACCAGGGACCGCGCUAAGUGGGCGGUAACCAAGAAGUUGGGCAGGUGGAUCUGUGUAGGAGACCACGACAGGAGCACGAGCACCCUUUCUAGAGGUGGGGGAGUCCUCUGUAUGGUCAACUACACGGCGUGGAAAGCGCUCCAUAAUAUUACACAAUCUGCUGACAAGUGCUGACUUGGCAUGCCAAAAAACAUAUGAAUGUUUAUCAAAAUAUUUUACUGUGGAAAUUAGCAAUAAAAUUACUCUAAUACUUAUUUGAGUAUCAACA